CUCCCGAGUACUGUACCGGAUACACUUUACUGGCACAAUGUUCACAUGGGACCAUGGGGCCGUUGCUUUGCACGCAGCCUGCCACCAAGGGUCCCACGGGCACGACGCCGGGCGCGAGGUUAUAGAAGGGCGAGCCGGGCGCGGAGUCAUGGUACUCUUCUCGAAGGGAAGACGUCGAUCUUACACCCCGAGUCGAGAAGCGGAGGAAGCUCGACCACCGACCGCCGUGAGGUCUUGCAAGGCAUAUCACGCACGCGGGCGGGCUCGCUGGCUUGUAGCUGGUGCCGAUAAAAUCAUCGCAGCAUUCCACACUCUACUGUCUUUCGGCGCGGAGGUGUCUGUUUGUUGGCUGGCUUGCUCGCUCUCUUUUCCGACGGUGUUGUGGUCUAGGAAGCAAGGCGGACGAUAUUAUCUUCGAGCUCGUGUUGCGGUCUGAUCUUAUUCUUCUGCCCGGCCGGGGUUACUAUCUAUCUAUCUAUCUAUCUUCCUUUUUCUUCCUUCUUUCUAUCCGUGUGGUACGCAUUUCUCCGAAGUGGAGGACAGGAGGAGACUGACUGCCGUGGUGUCAGUUGUCUGCUAAGAAGGGAGGCCGGAUUCUAGGACCUUUGGGGAAUAAAAUUUCUGCGUUUUCUCAAUCCGUCGAGCUGGCAGGAAAAGGAGAGCUAGCGUUAUGCAUGGGAGAGUGCUUUCAGGGGGUCGAGGCCGCCGAUCUUGCCCUCGGCAAGCCUUGCCUUUUCCCGCUCUCGACCACCGCUACGGUUGCUCAAGCUUUGAAAGCUCUGAAGUACAACAAGGACAUUGCAGUGUUAAGUGUAUGGGUCGAGCGCGCGGCUGACGAGUUGUACGACAAAUCUGCGUUGCCCAAAACUGGUGGCAGAGCUAAGGACCGAUAUCGCUGUGGGGGGCUGAUUACUACUUUGGAUAUCAUCUGCUUUUUGGCCUGUGAUGAGAGUAUGCAAAAUCCAGCAUCGGCGUUAAACUCUCCUCUCUCUGUUCUCUAUCCAUCGCUCUCACAGGCUGUCGAGCACGUUCAUGGACGCACAAGAUUAUGUCAAGCGUUGGAUCUUAUGCUCAACGGUGUCCAGCAUUUGGUGGUACCCAUCACCAAACGCGGGAGGAAGGGAAAACCGUUGAAGAUACCGGGUCCUCUGGUUGCCACAGAUCUCCCUGCCGAAGACUAUUGGUGGAUCACCCAAGAGGAUGUUUUGCGUUAUCUGUUGGGUUGUAUAGGGGUCUUCUAUCCUCUUCCGAUGAUGAGUCUGGAGGAGCUCGGCAUGAUCAAUACAAACGUGUUAAUGGUGGAUGAAAAUGCCGAGGCCAUAAGUGCAUUGCAGCUUAUCAAACAAGCUUCUCAAGAGAUGACUGCUGUGGCGGUCGUAAGUGGGUACUCGAAAGAUCUGCGCGAGAGCAGUCUAGGAGGACCAAGACCUAAACUCGUGGGUGAUGUGUCAACACACACUAUGAGAGGUUGUAAUGAAAUGGCGGCUGUAGCUUUGGCCACUCUUUCAAUGAAAGACUUUCUUCUCUUUGUACAUGAUUCCAUACCGCCACAGUUCUUGGUUAGCAAGGUGCGUAGUAAGCUAAAUUCGAAGGCCCUUACUAAGAGUAAUCCCCCAAACAAAAAUGGUAGUACUCCCCUCAGAGAUCUAACAACUUCAGCAUGUCCUACAACAAAGAAGGCCAGUGGAAACACUAGCUUCGACGACCAGUUUGAUGCAUUGUCCCAGUAUUCUUCAUUCGACGAGGAGCUGUCGGAGUAUUCUUCAUCAGACGAGGAGCUGUCUGGAACUCUGAGCGAUCCGCCUUUGGAGCUUAGUUCUUUAUCCAUUGGAAAGUUGAAAAGUAGGACAAAACCAUUUCACAAAGGCAUAACGUUGAUCACUUGCAGACCUCAGAGUUCAUUGGUGGCUGUGAUGGCACAAGCCCUUGCGCAUCGAGUCAACCACGUGUGGAUCACAGACGAAGAAGGUGGUCUUGUCGGGAUCGUGACCUACACGGACAUUAUUGAUGUACUACUAUCCCAGAUUCAUUCUCUAGAUUGAUAAUUUCCCUGCUAUCAGCUCUCUAUCUGCAGCCAACAUCAGUUAUGUCGAUUGCCCCAGUGGAAGGAGGGAUUCGCGAAGGGUGAGGCUAAUACUGAGUCUGUCUCUAGUAGCCUGUGAUCCUGUAAUGUUAUAGCGUGAUCAGACCCACUGGGUAAUCCCCUGAUCUUCCUGUACGAGUCAAUAACAGGCGUAAUGAUAGACUGUUUGACGUAAAUACUAUUGUAGGCAAUUGAGAAAGUAUAUUAUUCGGAGGAUCGGUGUAGUUGCCUAUGCAGCAUUACAUUUUGAGGCGUUUUCCUGAUACAUCAAAACCAGAGUGGACUUUUAACUCUACAUGUCGUCCUGGCCAUAGAUAAUAUCAAAGCGGAAGCUGUGUUGUCUUGGUGCCUAAGCCGUGUUCUCGACUCUGUCCAUGCUCGAUUCCUCGUGACAUAGUAGUACGAAGUAAAGUAGGUUGUAAGCUUGCUGCAUAGUGUGGAUGCAGGGGUUGUGUCUCACCAUCACAAGCCAGAAGCUUUGCCUAGGCUGUGAUCUGUCACAAAUUUCGUUCCUCCCAGCAACUGACAGCUUCGCCUGUAUCAAGUCACAUCAGAGCCAGGCGAUGAACCCCGUGUCGGACAGUUACGCUUUCCUCGUGAAUUACGUGUCCUGUUUCUAAAGUCUGUUGCGUACAGAGGUGGUGGGGAUACGCGGGAUAAACUGGACGGGUAUGCACGUGUCUUUUCUUCGCAAGGGACAUCAUUUGUCACCGAUGGCUUUGUAAUCAGACUUAGCGAGCUCUGGAUUGAGUUUCAAAUCAA
Molecule: messenger RNA, 2845 nt
Organism: Marchantia polymorpha subsp. ruderalis
Lineage: Eukaryota; Viridiplantae; Streptophyta; Marchantiopsida; Marchantiales; Marchantiaceae
Source: the annotation of a GenBank genome assembly